CGGGAGAAAGAGAUGAGUGACAUUCCGCACGCGCGUCCCCUCCGCGUGUGAGGCAGACAGCGGAGCCCUGCACCGGCGGCUGCUUCUUCUGGUUAUAUUACGCCCACUCCGUCUUCGAAGCGCGAGAAGGUCCAUCGGCAUCUUCUUCCCCUCCGAGCAGAGCAGAGCAGAGCAGAGCAGUCGCAGUCUCAAUUUCAAAGGGAAAAAAGAUUUUUUUUUUUUUUUUAUUCAUCAACCAUGCAGAAAAAAGAUUGAAUAUUUCUCGAAGAAGAGGGAGGGAGGGAGGGAGGGAGUGGGCUGUUGAGGUCGGCAGGUACAGAUAGAAGGAGGGAGAGAUAGAGAGAGGGAGGGUCGUGGUUGGCUUCUGGGAAUGGAGCCGGAGUCUGGGGUUCCCAAUCCCCGCAAUCCUCCCGCGCUUUCAUGGAUGCAUCUUUCGAGGAAUCUGUUAUUGGCAUACCAAAGCUUAGGCGUAGUAUAUGGAGACUUGAGCACUUCUCCUCUCUAUGUUUAUUCAAGCACGUUCAUAGGGAAAUUGCAGAAACACCAAAAUGAGGAAGCAAUAUUUGGCGCAUUUUCCUUGAUCUUUUGGACCAUCACUUUAAUCCCGUUGCUUAAAUAUGUUUUCAUCCUCUUGAGUGCUGAUGAUAACGGUGAAGGUGGGACGUUUGCUUUGUACUCGCUGCUUUGUAGACAUGCAAAGUUCAGCUUACUUCCCAAUCAACAAGCAGCUGAUGAGGAGCUCUCGGCAUACAAAUACGGACCAUCUUCACAGGCUUUGCCUUCUUCUCCUCUUAAGAGAUUCUUGGAGAAGCAUAAGAAGCUGCGGACGGCACUGCUUAUUGUGGUGCUUAUUGGUGCUUCUAUGGUCAUUGGUGAUGGUGUUCUCACACCAGCUAUUUCAGUUUUAUCAGCUGUAUCAGGAUUGCAAGUGACAGAAGAAAAGUUAACCAAUGGCGAAUGUCUCCUGAUUUCAUGUGUCAUAAUAGUUGGCCUGUUUGCCUUGCAGCACUGUGGCACCCACCGUGUAGCUUUCGUGUUUGCUCCAAUAGUAAUUAUCUGGCUGUUUUCCAUUUUCUCCAUUGGGCUUUACAAUACGAUACACUGGAAUCCAAAAAUAGUUCGAGCUUUGUCUCCUUAUUAUGUUGUCAAGUUCUUCAAGGAGACUGGUAAAGAUGGGUGGAUUUCUCUUGGAGGUGUUCUUCUGUCAAUUACUGGUACUGAAGCUAUGUUCGCAGAUCUUGGCCAUUUUACUGCCUUUUCAAUUAGGCUUGCAUUUGCUCUGGUCAUAUACCCUGCUUUGGUAGUUCAGUACAUGGGCCAAGCUGCUUUCCUGUCCAAGAAUAUCAACUCCAUUCCCUACAGUUUUUACGAUUCAAUACCUGAACCUGUGUUUUGGCCCGUCUUCGUCAUUGCCACUCUUGCGGCCAUUGUUGGGAGUCAGUCUGUAAUCACUGCUACAUUUUCAAUUGUGAAGCAGUGCCAUGCUCUUGGGUGCUUCCCACGAGUCAAAGUUGUUCACACCUCGAGGCAUAUUUAUGGGCAGAUCUACAUCCCCGAGAUUAAUUGGAUCCUCAUGGUUCUCACUCUCUCUAUAACUAUUGGGUUCCGAGACACGACUUGGAUUGGAAAUGCUUAUGGACUCGCUUGCAUGACGGUCAUGUUUGUCACGACUUUCUUGAUGGCGCUCGUGAUCGUCUUCGUCUGGCAAUGGAGUCUGCUGCUUGCAGGGGCAUUUCUUCUCUUCUUUUGGACUAUCGAGGGGGUCUACCUAUCAGCUGCCCUCAUAAAAGUGCCCCAGGGAGGUUGGGUCCCCAUUGUGCUUUCCUGCAUCUUCAUGGUAGUCAUGUUUGUUUGGCACUAUGGGACCCGCAAGAAGUACAACUACGACCUUCACAACAAGGUCUCCCUCAAGUGGCUCCUCGGCCUGGGUCCAAGCCUCGGCAUUGUGCGUGUCCCUGGGAUUGGCCUCAUAUACUCGGAGCUAGCAACGGGAGUCCCUGCCAUUUUCUCCCAUUUCGUCACCAACCUCCCUGCCUUCCACCAAGUUUUGGUGUUUGUCUGUGUGAAGUCAGUCCCUGUUCCAUUCGUUGCUCCCGACGAAAGGUUCCUUAUCGGCCGAGUUUGCCCAAGACCUUAUCGCAUGUAUAGGUGCAUAGUGAGAUAUGGUUACAAGGACAUUCAGAAAGAUGAUGGAGACUUUGAGAACCAACUCAUACAGAGCAUUGCAGAGUUCAUACAGAUGGAGGCGGAGGAACCCCAGUUCUCGAGCUCCGAGUCCUCAUCUCUCGAUGGUAGAAUGGCUGUUAUCAGCACCCGAAACAUCCAAUCAACCACGAGCUUAGUCAUCUCCGAAAUUGAGGAGAGCAGCUUAGGCAGCUUGAGCUCAAUCCAGAGUGGCAAGUCGGUUGCCCUUCAAAGGCUGAGGUCUGCUUACGAGGAUGAGAAUCCUCAGAUCCGGAGGCGGCAGGUGAGGUUCCAGCUGCCACCGAACCAGGGGAUGGAUCCAGCCGUGAGGGAUGAGCUCCUUGACCUGGUACAGGCAAAGGAGGCAGGAGUUGCGUAUAUAAUGGGCCAUUCAUACGUGAAGGGAAGGAGGUCUUCCUCAUUCCUGAAGAAGCUUGUGAUCGACAUUGGAUACUCGUUCCUCCGGAAGAACUGCAGGGGGCCUGCAGUGGCCCUCAACAUCCCCCACAUCAGCCUCAUCGAGGUGGGCAUGAUAUAUUAUGUCUAGGGUAUGAAAGGAACGUAGUUAACACAUAUCCUCUCCCCACCAACCCCGAGAUUCGCGUGGAAAUGGGUGAUGUGUUGCACAUGGAGAAAACAAGAGCUGUUGGGAAGAGGCACACCGGGAUUUAUCAAGAGUUUUGGGCGAUGAAUCUUACACUUGGUCAAGAUUAUAUUUUCUUUUCAUCAAUUUCCUUUCGCUCAAUGUGUAUAGGAUAGAUCACACCCAACAGUUUCUUUCCUCUUCGGGUUCUCAUUUUUCGGGGUUGCUUCAGUUUAGAUGCCGGUAAUGGUCGCGGAGUAAAAGUCGAGCAUUAGCAUUAUCAAUAACAUACAUGCCUUCUGUAUUUUGCUCGACCGAAA
This is a messenger RNA of Punica granatum (pomegranate), 3087 nucleotides long. Lineage: Eukaryota; Viridiplantae; Streptophyta; Magnoliopsida; Myrtales; Lythraceae. The record is from RefSeq and is a predicted model, not a curated record.